Molecule: messenger RNA, 1650 nt
Organism: Hypoxylon trugodes
Lineage: Eukaryota; Fungi; Ascomycota; Sordariomycetes; Xylariales; Hypoxylaceae
Product: phosphatidylinositol-glycan biosynthesis class S protein
Exons: 2
Coding region: 1-1650 (549 amino acids)
Biological process (GO): attachment of GPI anchor to protein
Cellular component (GO): GPI-anchor transamidase complex
Source: RefSeq, a predicted model, not a curated record
AUGUCUUCUGUUUCCGAAAAACGACAUGACAGUGCUAUACCCCAAACCGAAUCAAUUGUAGGCACUGGCAAUGCUACAACGAAUAAUAACGAUGUCGCAAAUCCAUCAAAGACGCGAAAAGAGCCACCUCCCGAGAAGUCAGAAGAUAUCCAAAGACGAUCCUAUAUAGUUGCAUCUUUUUGGUUUAUAGUUCUAUUCCUAGGAUUACCAAUAUGGUGGAAGACAACUACCAUAUACCGGGCAGAAUUGCCCCUAAGCCAGAUGAUGGAUUGGGCAGAUGGCAAGUUAUGUAGUCCGGUAUUCCCCAUACGGAUUGCUAUCGAUGCGCCUACUCUACAAAAAGAUGAAACCGAGAACCUCGUACGCAUCACACAACAAGCCUUAGAUACUACGGACGACUUCAAAGGGCACCACUUACAACUUGAAGUGUCUCCUUCGACCAAUGCAGAUUACAAAACCAGUUCUGCGCAUAGUUCAAAUACCGCCCUCACAUUACGCUUAAGCCCCGGCGACGCCUUUAUAUCCUCCCUCCAUUCUCGAGAACCUGUCCUCGAAAUAACGUACCCUCCCAACUCGAUACCGACACCCGAUGCUACCUCGUCGAAUCUUGCGACCUAUCUAGCAACACAACUACGAGAUGCCUUCUCCGAAGAGCGAGAUGUCAUGUCAUACCUUCUAUCGAAAUCGUCCAUGCCUUUCGAACAACGACCCUUGGGAUCUUCUCAAGACCUAAGUGAUUCACUAUCGAAGCGAAUGACAAGAUCCUUAAAAUAUUCUCGAACUUACCAUCUUACCUUCUCUUUAUUCACGAGCGGAUUGGUUCCGAGUAGCUGGGAUAUUGACUCCGCUAUAGACGAAUACAUGAAACCAAUACUAGAUAUGCUUGGACCUAUCCACAAUUUUACUAUUGAUACCCAGGUCCAAUUGUACGCCUCUCCCGGUGUGCAGUCACAAGUACUUAGCAAGGAAGAUUUAUCCUCUUUUAUCAAUGCAGCUGAAUGGCCGUUGUCACCCUCUAUAGGAGGUGCGCCAACCGUUAAUUUUGUCGUUUAUAUUGGCAACCAGACAAUUGGCACCGCCUCGGAAACGGCCACUUCUCAGUCUUGGCUUAUACCACAAUGGGGCUCUGUAUAUCUCCUACCACCUCCUUCUACAGACCGUGUCCCUUCGGACCUAUUAAAGCAACCUGUGUUAACCUUCACUUCACAUCUGCUCUCGCUUCUCGGCACCCCACAAUCGGGUCCCUUACCAAUGCGCCUUUCCACACUUACGCGCAUCCGGACAGCCGACCUACUCCUCCGAGCCUCCUCUUCAUUGGGUUCGCUAGCUCGCCUCUCAUUGGCGUUGCCGAGUAUAUCUAUCCCAUCCAGCGUAGCUGAUGGUGUGGCCAAAUCCAUGCAUCAUUUACAACUUGCAUGUUCAAAUCUGGGUGCGACUGGUGGCCUCGAACAUGCAAGAAUUGCUGACGUGGAAGCUGAACGCGCCUUUUUCGAAAAAAGUAUGGUCGGACAGUUAUAUUUCCCCGACGAGCAUAAGAUUGCUGUAUACCUACCCUUGCUAGGACCUGUAGGAGUUCCGUUGGUUAUUGGCCUGCUGAACCAAAUCAAGGCCUGGAAGAACAGUAGAAAGGAGAAAGCUAAGGAAACAUGA